CCUUUUAUAUGAACAGCCAGAAGUUUGUGUGGUCCGUCUCUUUACUCCUCUCACAUCUUUAGGUUUUUCUUCUUCUUGGGUUUUUCAGUUUCGGUGGCAGACAGAGGUAAAGAACUCACUCUUCUUAUGGCUCAGGAGUCUACUGAUUUGCCUGUGAAAAGGCCUAGAGAUGACGGAGAGAAUGGUGUCUUUGCUACUCCUGCGUCCAUGGAGACGGAGGCUAUCAAUAACACCACCAACGACAAGGACUCUGCUUCUAUAUCCUCCGUAAUACCUGGCUGGUUCUCCGAGAUUAGCCCCUUGUGGCCUGGAGAGGCACAUUCCUUGAAGGUAGAGAAGAUCUUAUUCCAAGGAAGGUCUGAGUACCAGGAUGUCAUGGUGUUUCAGUCAUCAACAUAUGGAAAAGUUCUUGUUUUGGAUGGUGUUAUUCAGCUCACGGAGAGAGAUGAAUGUUCUUAUCAAGAAAUGAUUACUCACCUUCCACUUUGUUCAAUUCCAAACCCAAAGAAGGUAAUUCUUCUUUAAUAUUGAAAGAGAAAG
Messenger RNA from Carica papaya (papaya), 540 nucleotides. The record is from RefSeq and is a predicted model, not a curated record. Lineage: Eukaryota; Viridiplantae; Streptophyta; Magnoliopsida; Brassicales; Caricaceae.